Messenger RNA from Chlorella variabilis, 2889 nucleotides. RefSeq lists its product as hypothetical. NCBI's taxonomy places the organism in Eukaryota, Viridiplantae, Chlorophyta, Trebouxiophyceae, Chlorellales, Chlorellaceae. The record is from RefSeq and is a predicted model, not a curated record. The coding region runs from base 1 to 2889 and encodes 962 amino acids. The transcript is spliced from 6 exons.
AUGCACGCAGAGCUGCAGGCGGCGCUGGAGCAGGUGCGACAGCAGCGGCAGGGCAGCCGAACCGCCACCGCCGCCGGCAUAGCGGUGACUGGCACGGGCUUCUAUGGCGAGGACCGUGCCGGCAUCCGCGUACUGGCGCACCUCGGCGGCAUCACCUACAGUGGCGACUUGAUCCAUGGCACCACCACGCAUCUGGUGCUUGCGCCGGGUGGCAUCGCGGCAGCAGGGGCCGGUGAGCUCACCCGCAAGGUGGCCAAGGCAGCAGAGUGGGGUAUCCCCUGCCUGCGCUUCGCCUGGCUGCCAGACAGCAUCCUGGCCGGCCGCCUGCAGCCGACAGAGCCCUACCUGGUGCCCUCGCAGCCACAUCCCCAGCAGCAGCCGGGCGCCUGGCAAGGGCGGCAGCUGCAGGAGCAGCACGCAGCAGCGGCAAACGGCGCGGCACAGCAGCGUGCCAGCUGUUGGCAGCUGCCGCGCCACCCUCGGCCCUCCAGCGUCGCCAGCAAUGCUCCGGCCGCUGCCGGCGGUACAGAUACGCGGCAGCAGGCCGCUGGGUGCCACAGGAGCGAGGAGGAGCCUGUGCUGGAGCCUGCCCCACAGGAGUGCAGGCAGCACCCAGCUCCACACGCCGCUCUGGCUGCCGUGGACAACCUGCUGUCCGACCAGCUGCGGCGCAUGUCCAUCAGCCCAGAGCCGCCAGCCGCGGCCCAGUCGCCAGCUUCGACCGCAGCGCUGCUGCCGCUGGUGCCGCGGUGGCCGGACGACAGCCCGCCGCAGCAGCGCAGCCCCUCGCACAGCCCCCAGCGCUCGCUGUCCAUGCAAGGCAUGGUGGGGCCGGCGGGCCAGCCAGCGGCCACAGCGGCAUGCUCCCCUGGCGACGUGACCAGUGGCGGCCAGGAGGCGGAGCCGCCAGCGGGCUUCAGCCCCAUGCUGCAUUCGCCACCGGACGAACAGCACCGCGGGGCGGCAGGGCAGCCGCAGGGCGAGGCAUCUGCCGACCCAGCUUGCGCCGCUCAGCCCUUCUCUUUCUCCUUGGCAGGCGCGCUGGGGCGCAGCCCUUCAGAUGGCGCGAUGGGCGGCAGCCCUAUGGCAGACUCCCCCGCAGGGGCGGGGCCAGUGCCAGAGUCGCUGUCCAGCGGUGGGGACGGCAGCGCUGCGUCCGCACCUAGCUCCAGGCUGGCUGGCACUCCGGCAGAUGGCGGCAGCCAGGAGCCGGAGUGCACUCUGCCGACACCCGCAUGCAUCGGGGAUUGGAGCGACGAUGGCAGCGACUACAUCGGCAGCCCAGCAGCGGCGGGUGGCGAGCAGGGCGAGGAUGGGACCAGCCAGACGCCGCCUGCCAUUCGCCGCGUGCUGGAGGGAGGGUUGAGCCCCACCCAAAUUGAGCCGCGGCCCGACCAGCAGCAGCAGCAGCAGCACGCUCAGCGGCAGCGGGCAGAGGCAGGGGCAGAGGCCAUGCAGCGCACGCCCGCGGCAGUGCGGGACUGGUCUGAUGAUGAAACGGAGGCCUCUGAGCCGCCGGCAGCCGACUUGUUCAUUUCAGACUCCGAGUCAGAUGGCGGCGGUGACCUGGCGCCAGCACCGGCGCCGCAACAAAGCCAGGAGCAGGCGGCUGCCCGCUCCCUGCCGCCAAAGCAGCAACCCAGGCUGCUGCUGCAGGUCAGCAGGCCGUCUGCUGCUGGCCAUGCGACAACGGGCAGCAGGUCGCCGGCAGCGGUGGCAGCCACGCACAGCAGGCAAAGCGCAGGCAUGGCAGCGGCAACUCCAGCAGCAUCGCUAGGCGACUGUGAUGAGCCCAUGUCUAGCCCUGGCGGUGACUGGGAGGCUCCGCCACCGGCCACCGGCAGCGACGACGCAGUGCAGCGCGCAGCAGCUGAUGGCGGCCCCUCUCUUGGGCAGCCGCCAGCCGCAGCGCCGCCUCGGCCAGGUAGCAGCAGCUUGGUGGGCGCAGUCAACGAGCGGUUUGUCACCAGCAGGCGGCCGGUAGCGGUGGCUGGAGGCGGAGACAGGCAGCAGCAGCAGAGUGUCCGUGACUGGAGCGAGGACGAUGUCAGCAGCGGCGACGACGUUCCCAUGCCCAAAGGCCACCACCGGCGGGGCGGCGGCGGGGUGACGGGGCUCACGCAGCUGGACCCGGCAUCGAUAGUUGUCGCGCGCCCCAAGCCCCCUGGCAGCGUGUGGGGGGUUGGCGCUGCAGACGGCGGCUCUGGCGGCGUGCUGGGCAUCAAGUGGCUGCAGCGCCCCUCCCGCGGCAACAUGGUGCGGGCGCACCACGGCCUGGCCAACCUCAAGUCGGUGCAGUUUGCAGAGCAGGUGCAAGUGGCAGCCGUCGGCGGCCUGCUGCUGAGCACCAAGGAUAAGAAGACGGCGGUUAGGCUGCAGGCGGGCGGGGUGAGCCCAGAGGAGGCGGAGGAUGAUGACUUCAUGCCAACCAGCAGCAGCGGCAGCAGGCACAGCAGCGGCAGCAGGCAUAGCAGCGGCGAGGCUGGCCACCACCAGCAGCAGCAGCAGCAGGCGGACGAGCCGGUGCUUGCAGAGCCGCAGGCCUUCUACCGCCUGCCCGCCGGCACCUGGUGGCUGGAGUACUGCCGCUUCUACACUGCGGCCCAGGCAGAGGCGGCGGCGGCGGCGGAAGGGCACUCCCUGGCACUGCCACCCGGAUUCGAUCGCGAGUGCGAGCUGCUCAAAGCGGUGGCGCGCCAGCACGCCCCCAUGGCUGACAUUGCCGGCGGGGUGCAGGUGCGGCGCGUGAAGCAGGGCAGCGCCACGCUGCGCUUCCGCGGCGGCGCCGCCGGCUCCUCCCGCUCCCACUUCUGGCGCCUGGCGCUGGACACGCAGGCAUGGCGCGUGCUCACAGACCGCCCCAGCGCCGACUUUGUGGCCGUCGAGUGA